Molecule: messenger RNA, 7278 nt
Organism: Scatophagus argus
Lineage: Eukaryota; Metazoa; Chordata; Actinopteri; Scatophagidae
Gene: drd3
Product: dopamine receptor D3
Exons: 8
Coding region: 2599-3972 (457 amino acids)
Biological process (GO): adenylate cyclase-activating adrenergic receptor signaling pathway
Cellular component (GO): membrane
Molecular function (GO): dopamine neurotransmitter receptor activity, coupled via Gi/Go; G protein-coupled receptor activity
Source: RefSeq, a predicted model, not a curated record
AAACAGGACUGUCAUUUGCAUUGUAAACAAAUCUUCUUCAUCUUCCUUAUAAACAGAUGGUUAAUGUCAUCCCUUUAGCUGGUCAGUGGUGUCAAUGCUGUGGCUGAUUGGUGUGUUAUUUUUCCAGUGUGAACACACUACAUACUCAACUUGUUUAAAAAGUGUGGAACUGGGACACAGUUGCUGUUUCUGUGUAUACUAACCAUAUAUUUAUGUAACUGUCUAUUAGAGCUGCUAAGAUUAGUCAGUCAGCUGAAUAUUAAUCAGCCACUAUUUUGAUAAUUGAUUCGUUGUUUCAGUAGAAGCAAAAAAAAACUGACAGUUUGCUGCUUUUUCUUUUUUCUUUAUGAUGAAAAUACGUUUGAGUUUUGAACAUGUGGCCAGCUAAAAGAAGAAACGCAUACGGACUGUUUUGAGUAUAUUAUACUGAUUGUCAAGUGCGAACACACUCAUACACACAGACCCCAAACUGCUUUGAAUUAAUUUGUGUGGGAUAAAAGCAGUUCCACCUGUGAACCAGUAGGUGGCAGCAUAAUAUCAACCAACUGUAUAAGCGAUUUUCUUUUUUUCCCCCCCUUUUUUCUACCACUGUCCUUUAUCAUUAUCAUAGCAGUGUCCUUUCAGGCUUGACCUUGGUCUAGACAGGUAUGGAUCCUGUGACUAACAACGCCGAAAGCAUCAGCCAAGAGCCCGAUCGGCACAAGGUCCAUACAUCCCUCAUUCGAAGGGAAAGCAGAUCCUAUUUCACCUUCUACCUUUCCAUCCUAUCAUCAGUGCUAUUUGCAAAACAUCAGCAGUGCUGCAGGUGUGUGUUUGUCUGUGUGGAGGAAUCAAUGUUCUGUUUCUGAUCUCUGUAGGGAGUCAAAGGGUUGUGAUGGCUCACAGUGGGCUCCUGCCUAAAAGUUUGUCCUGUCAGUGAUCAUGAAACGGGAGCACGGAGGGGGGAGCCUCCAUUCAAAAACACCUUGAUGUUUUGCAUGUUAAAUCUCAUAAAUCACCAGUUCUGUGGGGAAAUAGCCAUUCCAGAAAAGGAAUACACACUUCCAUUAGCUGCCAUGUGGGAUAGGAUCGGAUAGAUUUUCUGAAUGCUGCUCGGUGUACUUAAUGGACUGCAAGGGAAACGUGGAUUUAUCUGACAUGUUUUGUAAGAGUUGAGAAAGCUGGAAAUUGAGCGCGCGUUGUGGACGCCACGCACCAUCGGUUUUGUCAGGUUUAAAAUGUAUGGAUUCACAGUGCAUCAGGGUUCUCCUCCGCUCUGCACUGCGCUGCCUGUAAGCUCACUGUGGAGACGAAGAAUGGGUCAGCUUCCCAAUGAGCACCAAGGACGUUUUGCACACUUUCACAUUAGUUAAAGCACAAACGUGCGGCAGGCUGGUGGUGAUAAACGAUCAGUUAGUUUGUCACCUGCUGCGGUUACAUCGAACAGGUCAUUAACCUCCUGCUGCUCACUCAUUUUUAAAAGUGCACUUUAUGGGAGGCUUUGUAAUGCGAAGACUGCCGUCAUUCAAUAAAAAUAAUAUGAAACGUGAGCAAUGUGGUCUUCAUUUGCCUCCCGGUUGACAUAUUAUUGGAGUGAUAACAUCCACCCAACCCCCCAUUAUGUAUUAAAAUACAACCAAGUGCCACCAAAAGACCUAUUUUUACAAUAAAAUCGGACUCUUUACAAGUUGGAAGUGGUUCAGAUAAAUAGCAGCAAUCCUUUGUACACUUCAAAUGGCCUCGGUUCAGAUUUGUUUGGUGCGACUGCUCCUGUAAGGCUCAUUUCUCUUAUCUUAAAAUGCCAUAGGAGAUAACACAACAAAGCUGGGGAUGUGGGAUAUAAGACAUGGCACUUUUUAUCUGCACUGAGGGGUUUUUCUCAGUUCGUUUUGUUGCGUUUCUUUGUGCAAAUGGUAGUUGGAAAGGAGCCAAAAGGAUACCAGAGCCACAAUGGUGUGUGUGUGUGUGUGUGUCUAUACGUUUUUUUUUCAUGCGUAGUCACAGACUGACCCAAUUUACGCUCUGUAGAUCUUACUGGUCCUGCUUUAUGAGGCCAACAUUAUAGGCUAUUUUUAUGUGAAUGUCACUCCCAGCAAAGCACGACCCAGACUGGUUCAGGGUCAUGCUGGGGACUACAGCCACGGGACAGAACGGUAACACAAUCGCAGCAAAUAUGAUCAUAUUUAUCACUACUUAAUCUACAUAUUGUUGCCAAAAUAAAUUUAAAGAUUUUAAUUGGCUGUAAUGAUUAGUCAUCUCCAGCGCGUCGUUAACGCGCAAAGCGGGAGACACCUGACGUCUCCACCACGCAGGCGCGCCUCCGGUGUGGUUGCAAAAUCAUAGCGUGAGCCCAACGUGUGUUACCUGCCGUCACAGAGCCACGGAGCUUUGGGGAAAGUGAGUGCGCCGCGGGUUCAUGAGUGAGAGCUUCCCUCAGUCACAUUCGCCCGUGCGCAAUGGCACCGAGCGCUCCUCCUGCUCGCCUCGCAGACCGGGCGCGAUGUCCGGAUAACUUUUAACUCUGCUCGGACGAUGCUUUUGCCCGAUGACAUCUGAUGAAUUCUUCGCUGGGAAACCGUAACAGGUCUGCCAAACCCCCCAUGUCACCGGGACGCCUCCAUGGCGAUGUUUAGCAGCGCAGAGCGGCUCUGGAACGAAUCAGACAGUCUCGUAUGGGAUGAGAGGAAUGAGAGCUCAGAGGCAUUGGGGCAGGAUGAACGUAACUACUACGCCAUGCUGUACUCCCUGCUCAUCCUGGCCAUCGUCUUUGGAAACGUGCUGGUGUGUCUGGCUGUGCUGAGGGAGCGCUCGCUCCAAACAACCACCAAUUACCUGGUGGUCAGCCUGGCCGUGGCCGACCUGCUGGUGGCCUCGUUGGUCAUGCCCUGGGCUGUGUACCUGGAGGUGGUCGGCGGUGCCUGGCUUUUCAGCCGCGUCUACUGUAACAUCUUUGUCACGCUAGAUGUGAUGAUGUGCACUGCCAGUAUCCUCAACCUGUGUGCCAUCAGCAUUGACAGGUACACAGCAGUGGUGAUGCCCGUCUUGUACAACACCACCCAUCGCUCCAGGAAAAGAGUUUUUGUGAUGAUUGCCACCGUCUGGGUCCUGGCCUUCGCCGUCUCCUGUCCCCUGCUGUUUGGUUUCAACACCACAGAUGACCCCAUGGUGUGCUCCAUCUCCAACCCCGAUUUUGUUAUCUACUCCUCGGUGGUGUCCUUCUACCUGCCGUUUAUUGUCACUCUGCUGGUCUACAUCCGCAUCUACGUCUUCCUCAGGAUGAGGAGGAAGAGGAUCACCUUCGGCCAGGUCAGCGGAAAGGUGCAGCCGGGCUCGACUCCGCCGUCCGUGGAGACCUGUCUGCAGGAGGAGACUCCCAAGGCGAAGCAAGACUUGUCACCUAUAAGGAUUAAAGUGCAGAGUGUGGAGCCUUCAGGUCCCUCCAAGCCCAGCCUGCUGUCAGGAUGCCUGUGGCACAAACGCCCUAAGACGGGACCUGUGGAGAAUUCUGUACUGCCCCCAGUGGACAUGCACAACUGCUGCAGCAUCAGCCACGCCUCCUGCGGCCGCACUGAGCUAGAUUUGGAGCAGGAUCAAGGGGAGGAGGAGGAGGAGGCGGUGGGGAACAACCAGCACGAACAGCCUCCUGUCAGGAUGAGCUGCGAGGUGAAGGAUCUGACCAACGGACGAACACACACGUCGCUGCGGCCGGUGCCUCACUCUCAUACCGCCAAUCCACGAUUCAGGAGCAUGCACGCACGGGAGAAAAAGGCCACCCAGAUGCUGGCUAUUGUGCUUGGAGUGUUUCUCAUCUGCUGGCUGCCUUUCUUUGUGACUCACAUCCUGAACACCCACUGCAGGACAUGCUACGUGACUCCUGGGCUAUACAGUGCUUUCACCUGGCUGGGGUAUGUCAACAGUGCCCUCAACCCUGUUAUCUACACUACCUUCAACAUCGAGUUCAGACGGGCCUUCAUCAAGAUCCUGAGCUGCUGAGGGAGGGAGGGGGCAGCGUGCCAGGAAAUCAAAAUAAAAAUAACGCUGUGCAUUUAUGCUAAAACUCUGUGCUACGACUCUGCUGCAGCAGCGACCACCGCUGUACUCAAGGGGAACAAACCUGCUUUGUCUCCUGCAGGAGGUAUACAGUAGCAGCAAGAUGAAACAAGAGGGGGAAAAACAGACACUGUGGUAUAUGAUAAAUGCAAAUGAAAGAGGAUUUUUACUUCAGAACAUACUCAAGCUUUUGUUUCUCUGCAGGGACUCCAUUUGAACAGUAUUACUCUUACUAAUAGCACAAGGUGUUGGACUUUCUUGUGGAUGUCUUGUACAGUAUGUGUGUUGUUUAUUGACACAGUUGCUACAGCGCAGGGCUUUCCAAUCGGAUUUUUUUUUCUAAAUGAAAACUUUGGAAGCUCUUUGGAUGGAGCUUUAAAGCACCUGCAAGGAGUUUAAUCUGGUAAAGAGCCUCUAUAGGACCUAUAGACAACCAAACAAUAACAUCAGCCUUUCCAGUGUACUUAUUCUGUCCUGUGGGUCCUGUUCCCCACAAAUUCAGUCUAACAGCUUUAAAACACACAGACCGGAAAAGUAUGUGUUUUCAGUCUUUAAGUGAGUGGUACAUAAGUCAGUUUAAGGGAAGCAGAAGGAGAUUUUUCUGUAGAAAAUUUCAUUUUUGAUGUCGGUUGGGCUGAAUCAGCAAAUAAAAAGAAGAAUCUUGCUUUGGCUAACAUUAGCUGAAUGUAGCCGGUGUUACAUCUGUCAUGCAAAGUAAGCACCACAAAGUACAUGCACCAGGUAAUCAACAAUAGUUUGGAUAAAGCUGAGAGGCAUAAUAUUUAUGAGAGCCUUCUGAAAAGAAUUACUACUACCAAGCACGGUGAGAUUAAUCAAACAAUUGAAGAAACAGUCACUUUUUGAAGGGUACUCCAGCCAACCCCUAGCUUUAAUAAUAUGCUGCAUCAUUCUUUCACUUCCUUCCAAAACAAAUGAUCAGAUAAAAAACAGUCCAGCUCUUUAGGCCAUGGAGCUCAUGAGAAAUGUAGUCUUCAUUCUGGAAAACACUACCGCUUUUGUCCACAGGGGCCGCCAAAAUCAACACAACAUCUUAAGUUCCUUGUAGUUGCUUUAAGGCUGGUAAAUUUGAUCGCAGAGCCACGGACACUUCGUCCUGAGGCCCACUGCCACCGCACUGUGUGGAUUAACUGAUGUUACCUCUCCCAUUCACACCCUCCUUCACCAUCAUCACCGUCAUCAGUUACUCACCGGUGCAUGCACAAAUCAGAUUUCAAGGGCGUCCACUUGAAUGGUGCUGGGGGGAUAAGAUUGGUCCCUGCAAAGACUCGCAUCCUUUUGAAGAUUAUCACAUAUAUUGAUGUUGAGGCAUUGUGCUCUGUGUGGAAUCAUUAGAAUUAAAAGUGUGAGAUUUUAACGUAACGCACAGUGGAAACAUUUUCAGUGUUUUCAAGGGGGUUGUCUGUUUAUUGGCCAACCUCCCUGUAAUAUAGAGGUGCCUGCUGGCUGUCCUGAUGCGCUGGUAGUGGCAGAAGCUUUGUGAUCUUCCCCACCCGAGCAGGAUUGUAAACCAUGUGGAGAGCCGGUAUGUCACGGACAGAGCAUUGAUUCCAGUGUGUUGUAAAUAAAAAAAAAGUAUGAAGUGUUUAUGUAUACACGUGUAUGUUUUAAUCUUGCUGGUGAAUGAAGACACAAAAAAGGAACAACAGGAACCACGUUUAGUGAACAGGAUAUUUGGGGGGACAUUUAGAAACAUAAGAGACACAACAGUGACACACAAAAUGGAUAAUGUGGUGAGCUGCGUAGGAAGGAAUAAAGUCAGAAAGGCAAGAAAUGAACUGAAAGAACAAGGAUGAAAGAUAAUUGUAGCAGGAGAAAAAAUGUAGAUGGAUUUAGGAUCCAUGCAGGAGGGAGAAGCAGAGGAUGUCAGGCUUUCUCAGCCUACAUCUCAAGCACUCCCAUUUCUCCGAGAGGCGUAAACACCUGCUCCCCUGACAGUUUGUGCCAUUGCGUCGACUCAGCCUUGUUUCCACUGAGACUAUUUAAAAUAAUGACGCACCGGGUGUGUGUAUAUGUGUGUGUAUGCAUAUCUGUAUUUAUGGAUUUUUGUUGUGAUGUUCGCAGAGCAUCAAAUUAGUAAUCAUCAUAACCAAAGCAUUAAUUUAUGUUUUCUUUCUCUAAAAAGAAACUCUGUGCAACUCAAAUCAAUGUUUAAUAUGAUGUAGAAGCUUAAAAAAUGCAUAUUUACCUGGGUGAAAAUGGGACACAAGCAAACUGAGGGUGAGAUUCCACAGUGAACAGAGGAGAUGUUUGUUCUUCUGCUCUUUAAUUUAAUUUGAAUAUGAAUUAAUUUAAUUAAAGAUGCAGUUUAGAGUGCACAUGUGCCUCUACAUCCAGUCGUUCAGAGACAGUAAUUACAUUCAGCUCUUACUCUAAAUAAACUGCAUAUUUGCCUAAAGUCCCAAAGGCCUGGAGCAACUCUAUAGACCCCAAGAGAUUGCAAUGUUCAUAAUAUCCAAUAAUAUGAAGCAGCAGAGUGGAUGAAACACACUGAUGAUAUUGCUGUGCAUGUUUACUUAGCAGGGAUGGUAAAAAAAAAAUGUCACGUUUGUCCUUAGAUGCUGCUAGAGGAAAGGUUAUGGGGUCAUUGAAGACAACAGAGUUUAUCCCUUUGGGGGGACAUGUAUGUGCUCAUCCAAUUUCAUGGCAAUCUGCUUUUUUUUCUUUUUUUACCUUAAAAGACAUCUUGUGUGCUAAGUUGACAUUUUAGCCUGAAGGGGAUGCAGGAGCUCAACAUGCUUAUCGAGAAUCUAAAAUUGCAUAGAAGAGGUUUAGGCCACGGUCCCAAAAAAAGUUCACUUGUUUCAAGAUUUUUCAACAGAAGAGGCUGAAUGAGGCAGAUGGCUGGAUAAAUCUAUGAAACAGAAAAAGUUGACUGUGCCAUUUUUAAAAAGAGAGACGCACUAAUUCUUCAUUUUAUUGCCCAUCAUUUCAGUGCAAUAUAAUUUCCUAGAAACAGCUUUAUGAAUUGAUAAUGAUUGAAUAAUAAAUAUGCGUUCCUUCUGUAAAUAGUAGUAAAUCACAUUAUUCCUUCCAGAACAUUGUCAGGAAAUAUAGAGUGUAUAUAGAAAUAGAUAUUAUAAUGAAGUGUUAAUCAAAGCAGCAUGUAUGAAAUUUUCUUUGUCACAUUGCAUCUUGUGCAGGCACACGGGUGCAGGGACAAAGAGCUCACCCACCAACACAGAAUUUCAGGUGCGGGUUUGGGUGCUGACGGUGUUCAAAGUCCUUAUC